Molecule: messenger RNA, 397 nt
Organism: Lucilia sericata (common green bottle fly)
Lineage: Eukaryota; Metazoa; Arthropoda; Insecta; Diptera; Calliphoridae
Exons: 3
Coding region: 20-346 (108 amino acids)
Source: RefSeq, a predicted model, not a curated record
GCCAGCUUAAGGCAACAAUAUGAAAUUGUUUCUCAUAAUAAAUUUAAUUGCUGCAAUUUUAACGAACUGUUUAGCAGCGGUCUCAUGGGGUCUUCAAAAAGAUCCCAAUCAUCCUGGUAAAUGUGUUACGGGAGAUAUUAUUUUAGCAGCUGGCGAACAGGCCUCUAUACCGGGCCGAUGUGAACAGGUGGUGUGUCAUGAGGAAAGUUAUGCUACAUUUUUUAGCUGUGGUGUUAUUGGUGUACCCCCAGGCUUUGUUUUAGGAGACCCUAUUUUACCUGAUUCCGUUUAUCCGAAAUGUUGUGCGAGGAAAAUUGUAGCAGCGCAAAAAACUGAAAGUUCUUAAAUUAAUAACAAAUUUAAACUAAACAUUUACAACAAGAAUUUAGAAAAAAAU